This is a messenger RNA of Scylla paramamosain (green mud crab), 639 nucleotides long. RefSeq lists its product as uncharacterized. The transcript is spliced from 3 exons. Gene Ontology annotation, cellular component: extracellular matrix. Lineage: Eukaryota; Metazoa; Arthropoda; Malacostraca; Decapoda; Portunidae. The coding region runs from base 1 to 585 and encodes 194 amino acids. The record is from RefSeq and is a predicted model, not a curated record.
AUGGACGCGCCCCAACAACACCACAAUAAACUUACCCACAACCACAACCACCACCCCGCCCCACACACAAUACUCCCAACACCCCACACAUGGCAACACUCCCACACACCACGACAACGCCUCUCAACGCGCCCUGAAAACCACACUGAUUCCUCUUCCUCCACCAGCUCGUCCUCCUGUCCGCCCUCGUGGCUGCCGCCCUCGCCGACAGGGCUCCCUACAGGCCACCCCCCUCCCCCACCACCUCCCACCUACAGCGCUCCCGCCCCAUCCUACAGCGCACCCCAGCCAGUGAGUCCCCCCAAGUAUGACUUCAGCUGGAACGUCAAGGACGACCCUUCCGGCAACGACUAUGGCCACCAGGAGGGCCGCAACGGCUAUGACACCCAGGGAUCCUACUACGUGCAGCUGCCCGACGGCCGCCUGCAGGAGGUCACCUACACCGUCAACGGCGACUCAGGCUUCGUGGCCCAGGUCAACUACCAGGGAGAGGCACAGUACCCAACACAGCAGGGCUACGGCUCCGCACCUUCCUACCAGGCCCCCGCCCCGUCCUACCAGCAGCCCCGCCCGUCCUACGCGUAAUGCUCCACCCUCGUGACGGCCAAGUCUUUCUGUCUUUGUAAAUACUCCAUUAUA